Messenger RNA from Catharus ustulatus (Swainson's thrush), 903 nucleotides. RefSeq names its product collagen alpha-1(III) chain-like. Bases 1 to 903 code for a protein of 300 amino acids. The record is from RefSeq and is a predicted model, not a curated record. The transcript is spliced from 4 exons. Lineage: Eukaryota; Metazoa; Chordata; Aves; Passeriformes; Turdidae.
AUGAACGAGCGCGAGCGCCAGCUCCACGUGGGGCCUGGCCCGUGCGGGCAAUCGCCCCCGCCGCCAGCCAAUGGGAGCGCGCCGAGGGCGGCCGCCCCCACCUCCAUCCUCGUGGUCCUGUCGCCUUCCAAAGGCAGCGAUGGCUCGGCUCACGGGACAGACCGUGGCUGGCCGCUGACGCCGGUUGUCAGCAGGGCUGGCAGGCAUUACCGCAUCGGGCUGAGGGGGCCAAGAUGUGUGAGGGCCUGGCUGAGUGGAGAGAACAAGAGAGAAGAAGAGAACAGGGAGCCCAGCAGGGGCCCUGUGAGAUCAAAGAAAUCCGUGGAACCGGGCACAUUUCAGCGGAAACGUCGAUUAAAGGGAGUGGGGGAGGCAGCGCUGGUGGGAUCAGAGGAGGAGGAGCAGGAGAAGGAGGAGAAGAGAGGCUGGAGGGAGCAUCUGGUCCCGGCAGGACGGGCCGGGCCGGGCAGCGCGGGCCACACCGGAGCUUGGGCGGCGGCGCUGCCGGGACCGGGGACUCCUCCGGCCGGGGCACCGGGGCUCCGCUCGGAGGCUCCGCCGGGCUCCUGCUGCCCCCUGCCGCCCCGGCGGGACGGGACAGUGCCCGCUCCCGCCCGGUGCCCCCGGGGUCGCUCGGAGACCCGAACCGGGACCCUGUCCCUGCGGUCCCCACCGGGCCGGGCCCCCCCAGCUCCCCCGGGCCAGCCCCUCCCUGGGAGGACACCCCCGCCCGGGGUGUCCCGGCUCGGCACCCACCGCCUCCCUGACCACGCCACACCGAGGGAGAAAGGCCCACACGGCGUGGGCUGCUCUCGGGUAGGGGCUGCCCUCAUCCCACCCGAGGGUGCGAUGGCAUCGGUGUCCCCAGCACAUCCCCGAGCCGGGGCCACCUCAGGCCCCUGA